AUGGUGUCUCCAGCUGAGCACAAACCAAUCGUCCACAAGAAGACAAACAGGUUCCAUCGCCCACAGUCCGAUCUCUGGAAGCGUGUUCCUUCCGCCUGGCGCCAUCCACGCGGUAUCGACUCCAGAUUCCGCAGGAAAUAUCGUGGCACCCCACUCCACCCAGGCGCUGGCUUCGGAUCUGAUAAGGAGACAAGAUACAUGCUCCCAUCUGGCUUCAUCCCAGUCCUUGUCCGUUCUGUCAAGGAUCUUGAUAUGCUCCUCACAAAGAACACAACACACGGUGCUAUGAUUGCCAAGCAAGUUGGCCUCAAGCUUCAGCAGGAAAUUAUCAAGAAGGCUCAGGAUCUCAACAUCGAAAUCCUCAACCAGUCCCGCAAGGUUAAGGCUGUCGAGCAACAGUAA
Messenger RNA from Trichomonas vaginalis G3, 402 nucleotides. RefSeq names its product 60s ribosomal protein family. The coding region runs from base 1 to 402 and encodes 133 amino acids. Gene Ontology annotation, biological process: translation. Lineage: Eukaryota; Parabasalia; Trichomonadida; Trichomonadidae. The record is from RefSeq and is a predicted model, not a curated record. Gene Ontology annotation, molecular function: structural constituent of ribosome. Gene Ontology annotation, cellular component: cytosolic large ribosomal subunit; ribosome. The transcript has a single exon.